AUGAAGCUGGUAUCUGCACACACAGGAACCCUCGUCGAACUUCCCGAUGUAGACCUCCCACCCUACGCGAUCCUAUCCCACACCCGAGACGACCAAAACCUGUCUUUACAAGCCAACACCGCCAACACCGCCAACACCGUCGUCGAUGUUGUUGGUCUUCCUGCUCACCCUGACACCCCUCCACACCCUGCAGACCCUGUCUCCUCCCCACCACCCUACACCACCACCACCACCACCACCACCACCGACCUUCCGCUCCACAUCAAGGACCGUCCGCGUGCAUCGAACUCCAAGGCGACACCCCCGACCUUUCAUAGCGACAGACUCGAGCAGGCCUGCGAGCUUGCGCGUCGAAGCGGCGUCGACUACAUCUGGAUCGCCGAGCUCUGCAUCGACAAGACGUCCACCACCGACCUCGACUACGCCAUCAAUGGAUCUGGGCGACGCCUACAAAACGCCACCGUCUGCUUCGUCUACCUCCACGACCUCCCGGCCGAACCGGCGUCGACGAUGCCGAUGACACAUACCCCACCCGGAGCCGUGGACCCCGCCGUGUGGGGCCGAUGCCGAUACUGGAACUGCUCAUGGACAUUGCAAGAGCUGAUCAUGCCACGACGUGUGCUCUUUUACGACGCCCAGUGGAACUACCGAGGCUCCAAGGACUCGCCAGAGCUCACGCCGUUGCUCGCUCGCAUCACCCGCAUCCCGCGUGCCGUGCUCCUCGGCAGCCAUCCGCUCCCCGACGUCGCCCUGGCCGCGCGCAUCGCCUGGUCCGCCGGUCGUGAAGCGACGCGCGAGGAAGACAAGGUAUACGCUCUAAUCGCCCUUACCGGAGCCACCUUGCGUGUUCGUUAUGGUGAGGGUGUGACCCGCGCCUUCCUCCGUCUCCAGGAAGAGCUGCUACGCGACACCCGCGACAGCUCCCUGCUGGCUUGGCGCAGCGGCCGCGGUGGCGAGGCUAGGGGUCUGCUCGCGCGCUCUCCGGAAGAGUUUGGCCACUUUGCUCCAGCUGGCAGUGAGGCACCGGUUGAGAGACCUUGGCUGUUUGAAGGCAAGCUCUGCUUCAGCAGCAGGGGUAUCGAGCUCGAGUCGCGCGUGCGUCGUGGACCUGGUGGUGUGUUGCUGGUCUCCAUCGGACAGAAACGGCAUGAAGUAGGCAAUAUUGCCAACAAAAGACUCGCAUUGUGCCUGCGCGAGUGCAACGGUGGUGUCUUUGUACGUGUUACGCCGCGGGUGUUCCGUGUGCCCGCAUCGUCAUUUUCUGCCUGGCGCUCCGUGGCCGUUGUACGUGACGUCGAUGACGGCCGCGCCGUGUCUCUCUGCAGCACCUCCAACAGAAUUCAGUGUCGCGUCGAACCGGCCACGCACGACGAUGCCUCGCGACAAGGGCUACCUCGCGUGGGACAGGACAGCCCGAUGACGCAGCAGCAGGAAGAAGAGGAAGAAGUGGACGUCAAGAUGGAGAAUGACGAAGCCGUGCUCUAUCUUUCCCCUCAGCCGAGCCACACACCACCGUCCAAUCACUCUGAUGGCAGCUACGUGCACGUAGGACCGUCGAAGGCACUGCAAGACGACGCGCACUUCUCUGCAGAUAGUGACCCAGGAAGUAUGACGUCGAACAGCGCAAGCACCAGUGCCUGUGCUAGUGCCAGCGCGACCGAGUCGGAUUGGGGAGACGAUUACUUUCACAGCCGCCGCCGCCUCCUCCUCGUCGACCACCAUCACCACCACCACCACCACCAUCACCACAACUACCUCUACCGUGCGACGACCCCUUCUGAGCACGUCGACGCCAUGGCCACUGAGAUGCGCAGCACCUCUGCCGAGGAUGCGGACAACAACAAAAGCGCCAAGGACAUCGUCAUGAAGCCUGAAGUGCGUGAGAAGGUUCUCGAAAAGACCAUCGAGGUGGUGCGUGACCUGCUCGAGACAACCAAUUUGGACUAUGUCGCGCCCAGACACGACCAAUUGCCGCCCCUGAGCAAGAACACCGGCUACGAGACUGAUGAAUUGAUCGGGGACUGGAGUCUUAAGAAACUCGUCUCCACACUUUAUCAUGAAUACGAGGCGGAGGAACAAAGUGAUGAACACCAUAUGGAGGAAUACUAUGAGGCUUAA
Molecule: messenger RNA, 2118 nt
Organism: Cordyceps fumosorosea ARSEF 2679
Lineage: Eukaryota; Fungi; Ascomycota; Sordariomycetes; Hypocreales; Cordycipitaceae
Product: HET domain protein
Exons: 1
Coding region: 1-2118 (705 amino acids)
Source: RefSeq, a predicted model, not a curated record